This is a messenger RNA of Solanum stenotomum, 720 nucleotides long. RefSeq lists its product as uncharacterized. Lineage: Eukaryota; Viridiplantae; Streptophyta; Magnoliopsida; Solanales; Solanaceae. The transcript has 3 exons. The coding region runs from base 109 to 366 and encodes 85 amino acids. The record is from RefSeq and is a predicted model, not a curated record.
AUUAAGCCCAUAUUUCUGGUACGGGUCAUAUUGUUCUCGAAAGAAAUCCGAUUGAGCCGUCUCGAAAUUUCAAGACUUUGGUCUGUGCGAGAAAAUUCAAUCGCAAGGAUGAUCAGCAUCCUCACUCAGGAGCGUGUUCUCGGUGCUGCUUUAGGUACCGUAUUGGCAAGCGUGGUGGUGUUUGAACAACGUAAAAGCAUAUAUAAGAGUAUCUCUGAGAAUCAAUCUAGAUUUUCCCCUCAAUCUCAGACAACAGUGUACAUUCCAAAAAAGGAUUCCAGCAUAGAGUUUGCACACCUAUGGAACAAAGCUGUGGAUCAGGCGUUUGGGCCUCUCAUCAAGGUCCUUGGAUCACGCGGAUGGUAAAAAUGUUGUGUGAUUCCACAGCUUAUCUAGAGUACGUCUCUUUUAUCGUGUAAGAUUCUUACAAGACAGAUGCAAGUGCAUUCUCAAUUCUAGAAGUUGCAGUUCUCGCAGACACUAUAUUAAUACUCUAUUAUCUUCUUGUAGUUGCUAUUGAUGUUUCGUUCCUAACUUUGCUCUGUGAGGAUCACUUGACGGAAAUUUUCAUUUGUGUUGUAAACACUUAGGUGCUCGAUAGUACCCUGCUUUUAGCUCGAUCUCUAUUUAUUUGGAAUGUACAUUGGUAAAGUAAUGUUGUACUUGUAAUGUUGGUUGAACUCGAAUAAAAGACCAAUUUCUAUCAGUAGCUUACCCUAA